UGCCUUACAUCUUAUAAAUACAAGAUGGAUACAGCAUAUCUACAAAAGAACCUAGGUUCCUGUCUAACACAAUGUCUAGCAGAAAUAUCAGAGAAGCGUCCCAGAGAUCCAAUAGAAUUCAUGGCACAAUGGCUUUACAAAUAUAAGGAAAAUGUCAUGUAUAUGGAAAAGAAAGAAGAAGACAAAAAUCAGUUGAUUAGAGAAAAAGAAGAGUUUGAGAAGGAACAAGAAAUGCUGGAGAAAAGAAAAGAAGAGGCUGAUCAGAUAAAGAAAGAGGAUGACGAGAAGCGCAAGGCUGAGGAGGAAAGAGCAGCCAAAGAGAGUUCAUCCCCCACAAAACUUCCCCCUGUGAUAGAGGCUCAGGAACCUCCAGAGGAGGAGGCUAAGAAAGCAGCCACUGAGGCCCCGGCAGAGGAGGCCCCCACACAGGAAGAAGAGAAACCAUCAGAUUCCUCAGAGGAAAAGAAAGAUGAAGACUCCAAAGAAGAGACAAGUGACCCUGCUCCUACAGAAGAGGAGACGUAGUCAUUGUCCAAUCAUUAGGCUUCUUACAAAUGUUCACGGUGCUGUUCCUCCAUCGCAAACAGCAAUCUAUCUGAUGUCAAAGAAAACAAUCUGAACUUGCCUGUGAUGCAUUGUGAUGUCAUGAGUGACUGUCUGUAUGUUAAUGAGAGUGUGCAUAGAGUGAAAGUGACCAACCAUUUUAUCAUCUAAAAAAAAAAAUGAAAAUAAAUACUUAAAAUUAAAUGGAGCAAUAUUUUUGCUCUUUG
This is a messenger RNA of Saccostrea echinata, 770 nucleotides long. RefSeq names its product DPY30 domain-containing protein 1-like. The transcript has 4 exons. Gene Ontology annotation, cellular component: Set1C/COMPASS complex. The record is from RefSeq and is a predicted model, not a curated record. The coding region runs from base 25 to 525 and encodes 166 amino acids. Lineage: Eukaryota; Metazoa; Mollusca; Bivalvia; Ostreida; Ostreidae.